Messenger RNA from Cooperia oncophora, 1062 nucleotides. The record is from the annotation of a GenBank genome assembly. Lineage: Eukaryota; Metazoa; Nematoda; Chromadorea; Rhabditida; Trichostrongylidae.
AUGGAGGACACCGUCGCGUCAAGUUCGAAAGCUAUUAAGUCUGCAAAGCGUAAACUGCUACAAAAAAGUAAAAAGGCGAAGAAGUUGAAGAGGAAGCGCAAUUCAGAUGUGGAUUUGAAUGUUAUCGGCUCAACAACCAAAGGCGGUAGCGAUGAUGACAGUGAGGAAAACACUGCCAAUGUUUCUGAUGGUGAAAUUUCUGAUUCUGAAGAUCUAAUCAGAGAUGAUAACGACCAACAUCUCGACUUCGAUAUUGAAGCAUUUCCUAUGGAGGCUGACGAUCGUGAUGGAGUUAUAAAUAUGCUUACUCAGAUUUUCCUGAAAGCUGACGUUGACCUCGGUUCACUGGCGGAUGCAAUUAUUGCGCAAGCUCCUUUUGGAUUAGUACUUGGGCCAGCAGAAGACCAAAGUGAUGAAGAUAAUACGAAUGUGGUAUAUGGCCUCUUAUCUAUCGCAAAAUUGAAUCCUUUGAAGGAUGGCAGUUCAAAAUACGCAAAAGAUGUGAUAAACUUCAUUGAAGAGAAAUCGCGAAAAUUCGCUCUGAAAGAUUUUCGUAGUGCUUUUGAAGCUGCCAAGUCUGAUCGGCUUGGGCUCUUUGUUAACGAACGGAUGCUCAACUUCCCCACACAAAUAGUAACGCCCUCUUUUAAAAGCAUCCAGGCCGACUUGAACAAUAUGAAAAAGCAAUAUCAGAAAAUCGUUUAUAUCCAUAAAUUACGUAUAGCGGACUCGGAAACUGUCAUGCCUCCAUCCAAAAGUUCAAGUGAGAAACCUUUGAAGAAGAAGAAGAUGGGGAAGGCUGAAAAGAAAAGAAUGGCAAUACAACUGCGUUCGCUUGCUGAUGUUAUUUAUGAUGACGUUGAAGAUGAGAUUUUGACACAGGUGACUGAAGGCGAAGGACAUUACUUUGACUAUCCAGUUCAUAGUGAAGUGGAAAGCACAAGCAAGUUCCAUACAUUGAUAAAGGAUGGGAAGCAGUACAAGCCGUAUCGGAGAGUGUUCAUUAUGGAUUCAACAAGGUUCAACGCUUUCCUCGAGCAAGUCAUCAACAGUAAUUUUUGA